AUGCUUUACUGCCUGCCGGACUGCAUGGUGGACUGCAUGUGUGGCUGCAGAAAGUGGUUUCUGGACAAGACCGGUCAUGAGGGCCUGAACAACCUCCUGGCAGCAUAUGAGGACAAGUCCGCCUAUGCUCUCUGCAUCUUCUCCCUCUGCCUAGGCCCCCAGCAUGAACCCCUCAGCUUUGCUGGAAGAACAGAGGGCAAGAUAGUCCCUGCAAGAGGCCCUAAGGAUUUUGGCUGGGAUCCUGUGUUUCAACCUGAUGGGUUUGAGCAAACGUGA
Molecule: messenger RNA, 276 nt
Organism: Closterium sp. NIES-65
Lineage: Eukaryota; Viridiplantae; Streptophyta; Zygnematophyceae; Desmidiales; Closteriaceae
Source: the annotation of a GenBank genome assembly